Messenger RNA from Aphanomyces astaci, 540 nucleotides. RefSeq lists its product as hypothetical. Bases 6 to 392 code for a protein of 128 amino acids. The record is from RefSeq and is a predicted model, not a curated record. The transcript has 2 exons. Lineage: Eukaryota; Oomycota; Saprolegniomycetes; Saprolegniales; Verrucalvaceae.
GUUUGAUGGGCCGGAAACGUCAGGCUGACGAGAGCGAGGCCGAGGCAGGCGACGACGUCAUACGCCUUCGUCUACUGGAGGGUACAAGGCAGCAUUACAACACCAUGGUCUCGCACUUCAAGCGAUGGCUGCAAGCCAAUAACCCGGUGCAUGUUGUGGGCGAAACCAUAAUGUUACCUCUUCCAGAGAAUGUGUGCAAGAUGUACCUCUCCUACGUGUCCGUGAAACGCGACAAGCAAGGUAACGAGCUGUUGCCAAGAACGUACAACACAGCAUCGACAGUCAACGGGUACAAGAGUGCGAUCAAGUUCUUGUACAAGGAGUCCAGCAUGGAAGUAUCGUCCGAAGUGGACUCAACACUUUCAGGUACAUUUGUUUCUAAACUAUUUUAAUACUACGCAGUAUUUUUUAUUAGCAUUUUCGGAUGGGUACAAGCGACAUGUGGCCCAGAUGAAGCAGAACGGGACUAUGUCAAUCAAUGAAGGCAAACGUCCUGUAUCAUUUUCAGGGUUCGUGUUUUUGGCCGCGAAAGCAUUGGGG